GGGGCGGGGCGGCGCCGGGAGCGUCAGUCGCGCGCGGCGGCAGCGGCGGCAGCGCGAGGCGAGGGAGCGCGCGCAGACCGGCCUCCUCUCGGUGCCGUUCCCGCCAUGGCCGCCUAUCGGCUCGUCCUCAUCCGCCACGGCGAGAGCGCCUGGAACCUGGAGAACCGCUUCAGCGGCUGGUACGAUGCCGAUCUCAGCCCCGCCGGGCAGCAGGAGGCGCGGCGCGGCGGCGAGGCCCUGCGAGACGCCGGCUUCGAGUUCGACAUUUGCUUCACCUCGGUACAGAAACGGGCCAUCCGUACCCUCUGGACCGUCCUGGAUGCCAUCGAUCAGAUGUGGUUACCCGUUAUCCGAACCUGGCGCCUGAACGAGAGGCACUACGGAGCUCUCACCGGUCUGAACAAGGCCGAGACGGCGGCGAAGCACGGCGAGGCACAGGUGAAGAUCUGGAGGCGCUCGUAUGACAUCCCUCCGCCUCCCAUGCAGUCCGAUCACCCCUUCUACAGCACCAUCAGCAAGGACCGUCGCUAUGCUGAUCUGACAGAGGACCAGCUGCCGACAUGCGAGAGCCUGAAGGACACCAUCGCCCGGGCUCUGCCUUUCUGGAAUGAGGAAAUCGUCCCACAGAUCAAAGAAGGCAAACGAGUCCUUAUUGCUGCCCAUGGCAAUAGCCUGCGUGGGAUCGUCAAGCAUCUGGAAGGCAUGUCGGAAGAGGCCAUCAUGGAGCUGAACCUGCCCACCGGCAUCCCGAUUGUCUACGAGCUGGACAAGAACCUGAAGCCCGUCAAGCCCAUGCAGUUCCUGGGGGAUGAGGAGACGGUGCGCAAGGCCAUGGAGGCUGUCGCUGCUCAGGGCAAGGUCAAGAAGUGAGGGCGGGCAACAGGCUUGCACGUAGUAGAGCCCCCCACUGUCCCCCACCCCUCUGUUGCACACCUCCCACAGCUGUAGGAACUUGGAGCUGCGCAGCUGGAGCAGCUCUCCAGGAUUAGGCCCAUUCCCUUGGGACCAGGCUCCCCUCUGCAGACAGCCUGGGUGCGAGGGGCUGUGCGCACAGUCUGGUGUGAAGGGGAGCCCUGGCAGCGCUCACACACCUUUCCACACUGAGAUCCCAGCCCUGGGACCCUGUCUGCAGGGGGAUGUGCUGAAUGAUCCCUCACUGUGCCAGGCUCCUCCUCUGCUUUGCUUCCCCAGCAGUUCUUGUCACCUGGUUACUGUAGUUUUGUUGCUUGAUUUAAUCAUCUCGGGAGCAGUGGGGCGAGCACAGUGCAGGCAGUGACCAAGAUGAGUACCCUGUCCCCACAUGGGUGCGUGGCACAAGGACUGUGGUGCAUAGAUGCUGAAAGGGUUGUAUUUUGGUGGUACUAAGGGUGGUACUCAUGACUCUGGACUUAGCUCUGCCAGCCCCUGCUUUAACUUAUUGCCUUGGGAGAAGGUGAGGGAGGGAGAGGGAGCGGGAGCCUGUCGUCUGGAAGUCCAUGUCCACCACACCCUUCCCCCAGCUGAAGCUCAUCCCAGUCCUGCUGUUGAAGCAGGUGCUGUUGUGCCCUAUCCCAAGUGGCCCUGUCACUGUGGCCUCCCCCUCUGCCAGCAUCGCGAGCCUGGGCUUGCAGGGGGUCUGUGUAACUGUCCGACCAUAGCAGCUGUGUCUCGUUCCAGUUCAAUAAAGGAGUCAUGCGCAAUAA
This is a messenger RNA of Apus apus (common swift), 1682 nucleotides long. It is a transcript of the gene PGAM1, whose product is annotated as phosphoglycerate mutase 1. Gene Ontology annotation, biological process: glycolytic process. The record is from RefSeq and is a predicted model, not a curated record. The transcript has 4 exons. Gene Ontology annotation, molecular function: intramolecular phosphotransferase activity. NCBI's taxonomy places the organism in Eukaryota, Metazoa, Chordata, Aves, Apodiformes, Apodidae. Bases 106 to 870 code for a protein of 254 amino acids.